AUGUUAAAAUUUAAAAGGGCUGUUGAAGAAGAAGACUCGAAAAGAGGUCGUUUCUGGCUCUGUCUUCGACUUCCAAGCAAGGAAAGGCCAGAAUUCGCUCACCGUCUUCUUGCCUGGCUGCCUAGAUCGUCUGCGGCCUUUCCCUUCAACUUCCAAACAAUUAGCGAAAUCGAUUUCUGCCCACACUGGGCCGAUUCCCGUCUCCGCCGCUGAAUUCAGGCCUACUCCCAGAAAAUUGUCCUUCACGGCUUUAUCAGUAUUCGAGUUGUUGUUUCGAAACUUUUGAAUGGAUACAAGUAAUUGGAGACCUCCCCAAGGUGGCGAACCCCCUUUGGACUCUGGGGAUUGGAGGUCUCAAUUGCAGAACGAUUCUCGACAGCGAAUUGUCAACAAGAUAAUGGAGACUUUGAAGAGGCACCUUCCUGUUUCUGGUAAUGAGGGAUUGAGUGAGCUGAGGAAAAUUGCUGUAAGGUUUGAGGAAAAGAUUUAUACUGCCGCCACCAGUCAGUCAGAUUACCUGAGGAAAAUAUCUUUGAAGAUGCUUACCAUGGAAACUAAGUCUCAGAGCUCUAUGGGAAAUCCAUUACCAUCCAAUUCUAUGGUGCCUAGCAACAAGCCUCUGGAUACAGCUUCACAGAGCAUGCCGUCUCAAGCUAUAAAUCAAUCAACUGUCCCACUGUCUUCCAAUCAGCCUCAAUCACGCCAGCAAUUACUCUCCCAGAACAUCCAAAAUACUAUUGCUCCUCAGAGUUCAUCCAGCUUACCUUCUGCAGUUCCUCCUGUCACUGGAUUGGCCCCAUCUUCAAUGCCAACUAUGGUUGGCCAGAGUUCAAGCAUGCAAAGUGUAUCUGGAGUUUCACAGAAUGUUGGAAAUACUGUGGGUCAAGGGGUUCCUUCCAAUGUAUUUCCCAACUCUCAGAGGCCAAUACAAGGAAGACAAGUAGUUUCCCAACAGCAACAGCAGCAGUCCCAAAGCCAGCAGCAGUAUCUUUAUCAGCAUCAGUUACAGCAGCAGCUUAUCAAGCAGAAGUAUCAGCAGGGGAGUAUGUCACACCAACUUAUGCAACCUCACAUGUCGCAACAGCAACAGAAUCUAAUACAACCCAAUCAACUGCAAUCGUCUCAGCAAUCUGUUUUACAAACUUCAUCUGUUAUGCAACCUUCUGUGAUGCAACCUUCGCUCUCUAAUCUGCAGCAAAGCCAGCAAUCUCCCAUUCAACAGCCCACUCAAUCCAUGCUUCAGCAACCUUCACAGCCAGUUCUUAGGCAGCAGCAGCAGUCCCAACCACAUGCUGCCAUGCAUCAGCAGCCUACAAUGCCACAGCAGACAAUGCUGCCUUCACAGCAGCAACAACAGCUAAUUAGUCAACAACCAAAUUCUUCAAAUAUGCAGCAGAAUUCAUUAAUUGGGCAGCAAAGCAGCCUUGGGGACAUGCAGCAGCAGCUGCCUCAGCAAUCAAGGUCGCAUGGGCAGCAGAGCAAUCUAUCAAACAUGCAGUCUCCGCCAUCACAACAGCAGCAGCAGUUGAUGACUCAGCAAAACAACCUAUCAAAUUUGCAGCAGCAGCAGCAGCAGCAGUUAGGACCUCAAAGUAAUGUUUCUGGAUUACAACAACAAAUUCAUGGAACUCAGUCAGGUAACUCAAACAUGCAAACAAAUCAGCACUCUGUACAUAUGCUGCAUCAGAACAAGGUUCAAAUGCAGCAACAACCUCCGCCCAAUACAUCAAAUUUAUUGUCAACGCAAGGUCAACAAGGACAACUUCAGCCAUCCCAACAGUUGAUGUCACAGAUUCCAUUACAGUCUACCCAGGUCCAACAACAGGUUCCUUUGCAGCAGCAGCAGCAGCCGCCAAAUGUCAUGUCGCAUGAGCUCCAACAAAGGCUUCAAGUUUCAGGCCAAGCACCAGGCUCCUUGCUUCAACCGCAAAACGUAAUGGAUCAGCAAAAGCAGGUGUAUCAUUCGCAAAGGGCUCUUCCAGAGACGUCAUCAACAUCGUUAGAUUCCACCGCUCAGACAGGACAAGCCAAUGCUGGUGAUUGGCAAGAGGAGAUUUAUCAGAAGAUCAAAGCUAUGAAGGAGUUGUACUUUUUUGAAUUGAAAGAAAUGUACCAGAAAAUUCUUCCAAAAUUGAAUCAGUUUGACAGCCUUCCACAACAACCAAAGUUAGAGCAACUAAAUAAGCUCAAGGCAUUUAAGUCAAUUUUGGAACGCCUUUUAGCAUUCUUACAGGUUCCAAAAAGUAAUAUCGUACUUGGAUUUAAAGAUAAGAUAGGCCAUUACGAGAAGCAGAUUGUUAGUUUUUUGAAUUCCAAUAGGCCAAGGAAUCCCGUAUCUACACUGCAGCCAGGACAGCUUCCUGCCUCUCACAUGCACUCGAUACAGCAGUCACAGUCACAGAUGACUUCACUACAGUCUCCUGAAAAUCAAAUCAAUUCCCAACUUCAUUCUGCAAACAUGCAAUGUUCUGUGGCUCCGGUGCAGCAGAACAAUAUGAACAAUAUGCAACACAAUUCCCUUUCAUCUUUUUCAGGAUCAGCAGCACAACAAAACAUGACGAGCCCAAUGCAGCCUGGUUCUGGUUUGGAAUCAGGACAAGGAAAUUCACUGAGCUCGUUGCAGCAGGUUGCUGCUGGGUCUUUGCAACAGAAUCCUGCAAACACUUCCCAACGGGCAAACAGUAGUUCUUUGUCAUCACAAAAUGGGGUGAACCCUCUGCAGCAAAAUAUCAGUGCUCUUCAGUCAAAUCCUAAUAUGCUUCAACAUCAACAUCUGAAACAACAGGAUCCACAGCAGUUGAUGCAAUCGCCGCAACAGCUGAAACAACAAUUGCAGCAGAGACAUAUUCAUCAACUGAAGCAGCAGAUGUUGCAGCAGCAUCAGCAACAACAGCAACAACCACAAUCACAUCAGCAACAGUCACAGCUGCAUCAGCAAGGAAAGCAGCAAUUACCCACACAAAUGCAAAUGCAGGCGCACCAAAUGUCACACCUUAAUCCAAUCAAUGAGAUAAAUGAUCUGAAGAUGAGACAGGGGCUUGCUGUGAAGCCAGGGAUGUUUCAACAUCUCCCAGCAACUCAGCGCUCAGCUUAUUCCCAUCCGCAGUUGAAACCAGGAACUUCAUUUCCAAUUUCACCUCCGAUCUUUCAGGCUGCAUCCCCUCAAGUUGCCCAAAAUUCUUCUCCACAGGUUGACCAACAAAGCCUGCUUUCAUCAAUUACCAAAACUGGGACACCUUUGCAAUCGGCAAGCUCCCCCUUUGUUGUUCCAUCUCCUUCAACUUCGCCUGUGGCUCCAUCUCCAAUUCCUGGUGAUUCUGAAAAGCCCAUGUCUGCUGUCUCAUCACUUACAAAUGCUGGAAAUACUGGACAACAAACAAGUGUGUCCGGGACACAAGCCCAAUCUCUUGCCAUUGGCACCCCUGGGAUAUCUGCCUCACCAUUGCUUGCUGAGUUUAGUGGUACAGAUGGUUCUUAUGUCAAUGCAUUACCAACUGUUUCUGGCAAAUCAAAUGUUACAGAGCAGCCUCUUGAACGCUUAAUUAAAGCGGUUAAAUCAAUGUCACCUAAAGCUUUGAGUGCCUCUGUCAGUGGCAUAGGAUCAGUUGUCAGUAUGAUUGAUAGGAUAGCAGGCUCGGCCCCUGGCAAUGGAUCGAGGGCUGCAGUUGGGGAGGAUCUGGUUGCGAUGACAAAAUGUCGACUACAAGCAAGAAAUUUUGUUUCACAUGAUGGGCUAAAUGGAACGAAAAAAAUGAGGCGCUAUACAAGUGCAAUGCCCUUAAAUGUUGUAUCAUCAGCUGGAAGCGUAAAUGAUGUUUUUAAACCGUUGACUGGUGCAGAGACAUCUGAUCUUGAAUCUACUGCAACAUCAAGUGUCAAGAGGCCUAGGGUUGAGGCCAAUCAUGUUCUUCUGGAAGAAAUAAGGGAAAUAAACCAACGUCUCAUCGACACGGUGGUCGUUAUCAGUGAUGAGGUUGUUGAUCCAAGUGCUUUAGUGGCUGCUGCUGAUGGUAGUGAAGGAACAAUUGUCAAGUGUUCUUUUAGUGCUGUGGCUCUCAGUCCCAACUUAAAAUCCCAGUACGCUUCUGCACAAAUGUCUCCAAUUCAGCCUUUACGGUUGCUUGUUCCUACAAACUAUCCAAAUUGUUCCCCGAUACUCUUAGACAAGUUUCCUGUUGAAGUCAGCAAGGAAUAUGAAGACCUCUCUAUAAAGGCCAAGUCAAGAUUUAGCAUAUCCUUGCGAAACCUUUCACAGCCAAUGUCGCUUGGGGAGAUAGCAAGAACUUGGGAUGUCUGUGCACGUGCUGUUGUUUCUGAGUACGCUCAGCAGAGUGGCGGUGGAAGCUUUUGUUCAAAGUACGGGGCUUGGGAGAACUGUUUGAGUGCUGCAUGAUUUGAAAAUACAUCCAAAAGGAUUUUGGCGAACCAUUUGGAGGGAACUCCAGCAAGCCGACUGUCCAGCUCUGCAUGCUUGGGAAUACAGGCGGUUUAAUAAAACAAUGUAUCAUAUCAUAAGUAUGUCUAAAACGUUGAAAUACUUUGCUUCAGGUUAUUUGAUCAUAUCAUGGUCAGGGCCAAUUAAGCUAUUGUAUUGCCACGAUGGAUCGAUUUCUUGUGAAUGCUGCUGUGCCCCUUUUGGCAAUCUGUCUGUCAAUCAUAAAAAUGGGACUCUGAAAGUGAAAUCCUUGAUGUCCA
Molecule: messenger RNA, 4695 nt
Organism: Momordica charantia (bitter melon)
Lineage: Eukaryota; Viridiplantae; Streptophyta; Magnoliopsida; Cucurbitales; Cucurbitaceae
Gene: NRB4
Product: mediator of RNA polymerase II transcription subunit 15a-like protein
Biological process (GO): regulation of DNA-templated transcription
Molecular function (GO): chromatin DNA binding; transcription coactivator activity
Source: RefSeq, a predicted model, not a curated record